Messenger RNA from Tachysurus fulvidraco (yellow catfish), 9535 nucleotides. RefSeq lists its product as uncharacterized. Lineage: Eukaryota; Metazoa; Chordata; Actinopteri; Siluriformes; Bagridae. Gene Ontology annotation, molecular function: G protein-coupled receptor activity. The transcript has 65 exons. The coding region runs from base 474 to 9122 and encodes 2882 amino acids. Gene Ontology annotation, biological process: cell surface receptor signaling pathway; G protein-coupled receptor signaling pathway. The record is from RefSeq and is a predicted model, not a curated record. Gene Ontology annotation, cellular component: membrane.
AGAAAUUGGUCCAGAAUUUUGGUUUAUUGCAAGUGAGGAUAGCUUGUACAGAUACGUCUAGCUAUAUUGUGUUUACGAUACAUUCACUAGCAAAUAAUUUUGUCAUUUGAUCAUUUAGGUUUCUACUGGAGGAUUCAAUGACAGCAUUGCACAAACUUAAUUGGCUCUGCAAUUGUCUUUAUGCAAAGGCAGAGAGACAGAGUAGUUCAGAAGGAAUUUAGAACUGUCUAAAGCAACAGGUUUACUUGUGACAUGGAUGUUUACCUUUAAAAAAGUUUUAGCUUUAAAAGAGAGUUUCCGUUUAAAUGUUUUAGCUAGCUUGUUUGUAAAACUAUAAUUUAUUUGAAUGCUGAAACUCUUUAAAGGAUUACUUUUCAUCUGUCAAGAAAGUGAAAGUUGUACUGCUUCUGAAAGUUUUCAGGAAUGUGCUCAGUAGUUCUUGUGUUUUACACAGAGACACCAAAGUGAUCAUCAUGUCUAAUAAAGGGAAAAGGUCAGAAUGUUUCCUGGGAUUUGUUGCCGUUCUGCUUAUUUUUAUGCAGGUGGUGAACUCACAAGGACUUUUUGAAUUUUCAGACAUGCUUUUGGAGUUCAGCAACACAGAUGGAUACGUAAGGAAUAAACGAGCCGUGAGCACGGACGUAAUAGAAUACAUUAUAAUCAUAGAGGUGAAUGUGUCACAAGCCAUUCAUUUGGACCAAAUCAAAUCAUCCUCGGACUCCAUCAUCCCUCUCAAAUUAGACAAUACCACCGACAUUAUUAGCUUGAACGUUACGACAGUGUGCAGUUUGAAUGGCACUGAAUAUCAAUGCAGGUGUGAGGAUCAGUAUUUCUGGCCGUGUGAAAAAUGCACACUAUAUGGAUCUUGUAAUAACGUCACCAAUGUCUCAUGUGACUGCAUCAAUGCUUUUCCAAAUGAUGGACACUUCUGCCAACCAAUCAGUGUGCUGAAUAACUCUUCAUGUCCAGCUGACAUCUUCUUAGCUGAUUAUCUGAUUGAGCUUGAGAUUGAUACAUCUGUCCUGGCUGCUUUGCAGAACAGUUCGGAGAUUUUAACCUUCUUCAAUGACAGUUUUAACAAUUUCAGCUCAAUAAAUAUUGACAUCAAUGUCAUUGACAUUAACCUCACUACAGUGUGCUAUUGGGAUGAUGCUGAAUAUCAGUGCACGUGUGGAGAUAAAUAUUUCUGGCCAUGUGAAAAGUGCACUUUAAAUGGGUCUUGUAAUAACGUCACCAAUUCCUCAUGUGGAUGUCUGGAUUUACUUCCAUAUGAUGGAAAACUCUGCCAACCAAUCAAUGAGCUGAUUUAUAACUCUUCAUGUCCAGCUGACAGCUUCUUAGCUGAUUAUCUGAUUGAGCUUGAGAUUGAUACAUCUGUCCUGGCUGCUUUGCAGGACAGUUUGGUUAUUUUAACCUUUUUCAAUGACAGUUUUAACAAUUUCAGCUCAAUAAAUAUUGACAUCAAUGUCACUGACAUUAACCUCACUACAGUGUGCUAUUGGGAUGACACUGAAUAUCAGUGCACGUGUGGAGAUAAAUAUUUCUGGCCAUGUGAAAAGUGCACACUAAAUGGGUAUUGUAAUAACGUCACCAAUUCCUCAUGUGGAUGUCUGGAUUUACUUCCAUAUGAUGGAAACCUCUGCCAACCAAUCAAUGAGCUGCCACAUAACUCUACAUGCCCAGUUGAACCCUUCUUAGCUGAUUAUCUGAUAGAGUUUGAGAUUGAUGCAGUAGAUGGUACAGUCCAGAAUCUACUGAGGGACAUUUUGGAGGCAAACAAUUUACCCUUAAUAAACAGCAACAUCAAUAUCACUGACAUUAACAUCACUACAGUGUGCAAUUUGACUGGUACUGAAUAUCAGUGCAGGUGUGAGGAUCAGUAUUUCUGGCCCUGUGAAAAAUGCACACUAUAUGGAUCUUGUAAUAAUGUCACCAAUUCCUCAUGUGGCUGCAUCAACACUUUACCAAAUGAUGGACACUUCUGCCAACCAAUCAAUGAGCUGAUGAAUAAAUCAACAUGCCCUCUCCCAGUUCUCCCAGCUGAUUAUCUGAUUGAGGUUGAGAUUAGUGCAGUAGACGUAACUGUCCAGAAUCUACUGAGGAACAUUUUUGAAAGUAGCAGUUUACCCUUAAUAUACAAUGACAUCAAUAUCACUGAUAUUAACAUCACUACAGUGUGCAAUUUGACUGGUACUGAAUACCAGUGCAGGUGUGAGGAUCAGUAUUUCUGGCCAUGUGAAAAAUGCACACUAUAUGGAUCUUGUAAUAAUGUCACCACUUCCUCAUGUGGCUGCAUCAACACUUUACCAAAUGAUGGACACUUCUGCCAACCAAUCAAUGAGUUGAAGAAUAACUCUACAUGCCCAGUUGAACCCUUCUUAGCUGAUUAUCUGAUAGAGUUUGAGAUUGAUGCAGUAGAUGGUACUGUCCAGAAUCUACUGAGGGACAUUUUGGAGGCAAACAAUUUACCCUUAAUAAACAGCAACAUCAAUAUCACUGACAUUAACAUCACUACAGUGUGCAAUUUGACUGGUACUGAAUAUCAGUGCAGGUGUGAGGAUCAGUAUUUCUGGCCGUGUGAAAAAUGCACACUAUAUGGAUCUUGUAAUAACGUCACCACAUCCUCAUGUAGCUGCAUCAAUGUUUUACCAAAUGAUGGACACUUCUGCCAACCAAUCAAUGAGCUGAUGAAUAAAUCAACAUGCCCUCUCCCAGUUCUCCCAGCUGAUUAUCUGAUUGAGGUUGAGAUUAGUGCAGUAGACGUAACUGUCCAGAAUCUACUGAGGAACAUUUUUGAAAGUAGCAGUUUACCCUUAAUAUACAAUGACAUCAAUAUCACUGAUAUUAACAUCACUACAGUGUGCAAUUUGACUGGUACUGAAUACCAGUGCAGGUGUGAGGAUCAGUAUUUCUGGCCAUGUGAAAAAUGCACACUAUAUGGAUCUUGUAAUAAUGUCACCACUUCCUCAUGUGGCUGCAUCAACACUUUACCAAAUGAUGGACACUUCUGCCAACCAAUCAAUGAGUUGAAGAAUAAUUCAACAUGCUCUCUCCCAGUUCUCCCAGCUGAUUAUGUGAUUGAGGUUGAGAUUAGUGCAGUAGACGUAACUGUCCAGAAUCUACUGAGGAACAUUUUGGAAAGUAGCAGUUUACCCUUAAUAUACAAUGACAUCAAUAUCACUGAUAUUAACAUCACUACAGUGUGCAAUUUGACUGGUACUGAAUAUCAGUGCAGGUGUGAGGAUCAGUAUUUCUGGCCGUGUGAAAAAUGCACACUAUAUGGAUCUUGUAAUAAUGUCACCACUUCCUCAUGUGGCUGCAUCAAUGCUUUACCAAAUGAUGGACACUUCUGCCAACCAAUCAAUGAGUUGAAGAAUAAAUCAACAUGCCCUCUCCCAGUUCUCCCAGCUGAUUAUCUGAUUGAGGUUGAGAUUAGUGCAGUAGACGUAACUGUCCAGAAUCUACUGAGGAACAUUUUGGAAAGUAGCAGUUUACCCUUAAUAUACAAUGACAUCAAUAUCACUGAUAUUAACAUCACUACAGUGUGCAAUUUGACUGGUACUGAAUAUCAGUGCAGGUGUGAGGAUCAGUAUUUCUGGCCGUGUGAAAAAUGCACACUAUAUGGAUCUUGUAAUAAUGUCACCACUUCCUCAUGUGGCUGCAUCAACGCUUUACCAAAUGAUGGACACUUCUGCCAACCAAUCAAUGAGUUGAAGAAUAAAUCAACAUGCCCUCUCCCAGUUCUCCCAGCUGAUUAUCUGAUUGAGGUUGAGAUUAGUGCAGUAGACGUAACUGUCCAGAAUCUACUGAGGAACAUUUUGGAGAGAAGCAAUUUACCCUUAAUAUACAAUGACAUCAAUAUCACUGAUAUUAACAUCACUACAGUGUGCAAUUUGACUGGUACUGAAUAUCAGUGCAGGUGUGAGGAUCAGUAUUUCUGGCCGUGUGAAAAAUGCAGACUAUAUGGAUCUUGUAAUAACGUCACCACUUCCUCAUGUGGCUGCAUCAAUGCUUUACCAAAUGAUGGACACUUCUGCCAACCAAUCAAUGAGUUGAAGAAUAAAUCAACAUGCCCUCUCCCAGUUCUCCCAGCUGAUUAUCUGAUUGAGGUUGAGAUUAGUGCAGUAGACGUAACUGUCCAGAAUCUACUGAGGAACAUUUUGGAAAGUAGCAGUUUACCCUUAAUAUACAAUGACAUCAAUAUCACUGAUAUUAACAUCACUACAGUGUGCAAUUUGACAGGUACUGAAUACCAGUGCGGGUGUGAGGAUCAGUAUUUCUGGCCAUGUGAAAAAUGCAGACUAUAUGGAUCUUGUAAUAAUGUCACCACUUCCUCAUGUGGCUGCAUCAACACUUUACCAAAUGAUGGACACUUCUGCCAACCAAUCAAUGAGUUGAAGAAUAAAUCAACAUGCCCUCUCCCAGUUCUCCCAGCUGAUUAUGUGAUUGAGGUUGAGAUUAGUGCAGUAGACGUAACUGUCCAGAAUCUACUGAGGAACAUUUUGGAGAGAAGCAAUUUACCCUUAAUAUACAAUGACAUCAAUAUCACUGAUAUUAACAUCACUACAGUGUGCAAUUUGACUGGUACUGAAUAUCAGUGCAGGUGUGAGGAUCAGUAUUUCUGGCCGUGUGAAAAAUGCACACUAUAUGGAUCUUGUAAUAAUGUCACCACUUCCUCAUGUGAUUGCAUCAACACUUUACCAAAUGAUGGACACUUCUGCCAACCAAUCAAUGAGUUGAAGAAUAAAUCAACAUGCCCUCUCCCAGUUCUCCCAGCUGAUUAUCUGAUUGAGGUUGAGAUUAGUGCAGUAGACGUAACUGUCCAGAAUCUACUGAGGAACAUUUUGGAGAGAAGCAAUUUACCCUUAAUAUACAAUGACAUCAGUAUCACUGAUAUUAACAUCACUACAGUGUGUAAUUUGACUGGUACUGAAUAUCAGUGCAGGUGUGAGGAUCAGUAUUUCUGGCCGUGUGAAAAAUGCACACUAUAUGGAUCUUGUAAUAACGUCACCACCUCCUCAUGUAGCUGCAUCAACACUUUACCAAAUGAUGGACACUUCUGCCAACCAAUCAAUGAGUUGAAGAAUAAAUCAACAUGCCCUCUCCCAGUUCUCCCAGCUGAUUAUCUGAUUGAGGUUGAGAUUAGUGCAGUAGACGUAACUGUCCAGAAUCUACUGAGGAACAUUUUGGAGAGAAGCAAUUUACCCUUAAUAUACAAUGACAUCAAUAUCACUGAUAUUAACAUCACUACAGUGUGCAAUUUGACUGGUACUGAAUAUCAGUGCAGGUGUGAGGAUCAGUAUUUCUGGCCGUGUGAAAAAUGCACACUAUAUGGAUCUUGUAAUAAUGUCACCACUUCCUCAUGUAGCUGCAUCAACACUUUACCAAAUGAUGGACACUUCUGCCAACCAAUCAAUGAGUUGAAGAAUAAAUCAACAUGCCCUCUCCCAGUUCUCCCAGCUGAUUAUCUGAUUGAGGUUGAGAUUAGUGCAGUAGACGUAACUGUCCAGAAUUUACUGAGGAACAUUUUGAAGAGAAGCAAUUUACCCUUAAUAUACAGUGACAUCAAUAUCACUGAUAUUAACAUCACUACAGUGUGCAAUUUGACUGGUACUGAAUAUCAGUGCAGGUGUGAGGAUCAGUAUUUCUGGCCGUGUGAAAAAUGCAGACUAUAUGGAUCUUGUAAUAACGUCACCACUUCCUCAUGUAGCUGCAUCAACACUUUACCAAAUGAUGGACACUUCUGCCAACCAAUCAAUGAGUUGAAGAAUAAAUCAACAUGCCCUCUCCCAGUUCUCCCAGCUGAUUAUCUGAUUGAGGUUGAGAUUAGUGCAGUAGACGUAACUGUCCAGAAUCUACUGAGGAACAUUUUGGAGAGAAGCAAUUUACCCUUAAUAUACAAUGACAUCAGUAUCACUGAUAUUAACAUCACUACAGUGUGCAAUUUGACUGGUACUGAAUAUCAGUGCAGGUGUGAGGAUCAGUAUUUCUGGCCGUGUGAAAAAUGCACACUAUAUGGAUCUUGUAAUAACAUCACCACUUCCUCAUGUGGCUGCAUCAAUGCUUUACCAAAUGAUGGACACUUCUGCCAACCAAUCAAUGAGUUGAAGAGUAACGCUACAUGUCCAGCUAUAACAACCACAGCACCCACCUCACCAUCCACACCCACCUCAGCAUCCACACCCACCUCACCAUCCACAGCCACCUCAGCAUCCACACCAACCUCACCAUCCACACCCACCUCAGCAUCCACACCCACCUCAGCAUCCACACCCACCUCACUAUCCACACCCACCUCAGCAUCCACACCCACCUCUAUAACAACUAUAACCACCAACGUCGCAGCAAACAUUCAAGUAUUAAGUUUCUCAAUGACAAUAAAUGAAAAUUUUGACCUUGACUUCACUAACAAAUUCAGCACAAAAUACAUUAAAUAUCAAAACAAUAUCAAGAAUUCAAUUAAUAAAAGUUACAGUACUGUACCUGGCUAUCAGGCCAACUCGGCAACAGUGACUAACUUCAGACCUGGCAGUGUGAUUGUGGACUUUACUAUUCAAGCAUCAAGUGCUAACCUUGACUUGGUAUCAGCAAACCAAAACCUUGCUAGCAGUCUCCGUUCUCAGGGAUUUAAUGUGAGCGAUAAUGCGUUCAGUCAAAGUGUGAAAGAUGGACUAUAUCAAAGUAAUGGCAUUAUCUAUCCUGGGACAAAUCUCAAUCUCACCUGCAAUCCACCUGUGCUUAAUGAUUUACAAUGGACCCUGAAUGGGGCUCCGAUAACCGGAUCAAGUAAUAUCCUUCUACUGAACAAUGUCACUUCCAGUAACAGUGGUCAAUAUGCCUGCAGUACAACAGUAAACUCUAUGCCCUAUGUUAUCUGGCAAACCAUUACAAUUCAGCCGUACCCUAAUAUCGAAGUGAGCACUGACAAAACUUUACAAUGUAAGACUGAUACAAUUCCACUGAAGUGUUGUGUUCAGGUGGUGUAUCAAGUGGAAUGGGACAGAGCUUGCAGCUCAAAUUCAACAGACCCAACAACAGGCUGCAUAUUCUGUAACUAUACAGUUAACCAACAGCAGUGUAAGACUAAUGACCAAAUCGUACAAGUCUCAUGCCAACUCAAAACUCCCAUCAAUGGAAGUACAAAUCCAUCUUACAACUCAAAAAGCAUUACACUAAAAGUAACAAACAAACAAUUUGACUGCUUUGAUACUGUAGUUGGAUCUGGAAAUCAGGGAGACAAACACAACGGAGACUGUGCUGAAAACAUGGAUGGCUAUCAAGUAGCUCAGUGUAAUGCAAACCUCUGGAACACCAUAGAAGACCACUGCAUCCCGCGUAUUUUUGUCAUUUUAAAAGAAGACGCUAAGACUGUACCCUUGGAAAACAUCCCACAGUUUAUGUUCACCAUCAGCAGUAAUGCUACAUCAGAGAUUAAAAACAUUGUUAAUUCUCCAGAUACCAUACUAACACUUGUAGAAACACUGACAACCAUUUCCAGUCGCUGUCAAGCAAUUCCAAUCAAUCAACCAGUUAUGACAAAUUUCCUAGAAACAACUGAUGUCAUUGGAUCAGAAGGUGCAAAAAAUACAUGGGUGAUUUUAAACAAGAACAAUACAACAAUGAAUGCCAGUUCUGUACUUCUGAACUCCACUGAAAGCAUUGCACGCAAAGUUUCAAUUGACACCACGAUAACAACAAACUUGUCUUCUUUUAAUAAACUGACAUUUUCUUCCAUUACAACCUCCUUUUCUGGAACAUUUGGAAAAAAUUCAACUACUCAAAUAAAUAUUCCCAUGACUAAGGCCAAUACUUCCCUCACAGUCAUAAUAUCUUCAGCUUUUAACAAUAUCUUACCUGUUCGAAAUCUGACCUAUAACAGCAGUCAGACUGACACCAAGAUCAAUGGAGAUGUAGCUAUGAUUGAGACAAACUCAUUAAUUAACAACAUCUCUCUCUCUUUUGAUGUCAUAAAUACUACAUUGGGAAAUCCUCAGUGUGUCUUCUGGAACUUUAGUCUUCUGAAUGGUGUUGGUGGAUGGGACUCGACUGGAUGUCAGUUAAAGCUAUUAGGGAAUGAAAAUAAAAGAUACACAUGUGAGUGCAAUCACACAACCUCUUUUUCAAUCCUGAUGUCACCAUUUACGCUGGAUGAAGUCCAAGCCAUAAUCUUAGACUAUAUAACCUACAUUGGUGUUGGUAUUUCAAUGGGAAGCUUGGUUUUGUGCCUCAUCAUUGAAAUCAUCAUAUGGAAAUCAGUGACACGAAAUGACACAUCCUACAUGCGCCAUGUCGCCAUAGUCAACAUCGCUGUCUCCCUCCUGAUUGCGAACAUUUGCUUCAUCAUUGGAGCAGCUGUUGUUAAACAAGAGGGUCCCUGCAGUACAGCGACGUUCUUCAUGCACUUCUUUUAUCUUGCCCUUUUCUUCUGGAUGUUGUUGUCAGCACUUUUGCUCCUCUACCGCACCCUCAUGGUCUUUUCCAGAAUGACCAGAGGAGCAAUGAUGGCCAUAGGCUUCACUGUCGGCUAUGGAGCCCCGUUAAUCAUAGCUGUCGUUACUGUGGCAUCUACAGCUGGAGGCAAAGGAUACAUUCAACAAGGUUACAAUUGUUGGCUGAACUGGGAUAAAACAAAGGCUCUCCUGGCAUUUGUGAUUCCUGCUCUGACGAUUGUAGCUAUAAACCUCCUGGUGCUUAUUGCAGUUCUGUUUAAGAUGUUGAGGAGAGGAGGUAAUGCUUCUGUUCAGCCAGAUGAGAAACAUCCCCUAGUGGUUAUUGCUAGAUGUGUGGCGAUUUUAACACCUCUCUUUGGUCUAACGUGGGGAUUCGGCAUUGGGACCUUGGUGUCACGGAACUUUGGGAUUCAUGUAGUGUUCGCAUUCUUUAAUUCACUUCAGGGUUUCUUUAUUUUGGUAUUUGGAACAUUACUGGAUAGUAAGGUCCGAGAAGCAUUGGCAGGAAAGUUUUCACUGAGAAACUUAAGUUCUGGCCAGACUAGGAGUACGACUGCAGGACCAUCAUCCUCAAGUGGGUUUCCUUUCUUUCGAAGACUACGGCAGAGAAAUGUUUACAAUAUAUCGAGUGGUGGGAAUAUGUCUUCAAGCAACACAGAUACAGCUAAUUGACACCUAAAAUAAACACCCACGUUAUAAGGGUCUGUUUAACUGCAAACAUCAAACACAAUACAGUAGUCUGGACUUCUGCCCCAAACAAGUCUAGUCCUUCUUAUUACUAUUUCAGAAAUGUAUUCUGCUAUGAAUCUGCUUAAAAUUCUUUUAAACUUUAUCUCUUUCUUUAUUUAUGGUUUAUGGUAGUUACAAAGAUAUAGAUGGACGGAUAUAUAGAUGGACAGAAAACUUCAAAACAUACAGUUUUCCACAUAUAUACAGUGGAUUUGAUUGCUUAAUUCCACAUCCCUAAUUAUAGGACGAUGUGCGCAGUUAUGCAACCACAUUAUUUUAGUUUCUUAUUUUUAAUUUAUUUUCAAUUAAGUUGUACAUGUAAUAGGUUCACAUUAAAGGUGGAAACAAUUCUGGAA